UCAGCAGGAUUGGGUCAGGGCCUGACUGCCAAGGCCUGCUGGCAUCAUACUGCCUGGGUUAACAUGGGAGGCAGGGCCAGGGGGAUUAGAAUCUCUGAGCCAUCACAUGCUGUCAGGGGGAAUGUGGGCUACAGCUUCCUCGCAGGCAGGAGUCUCAGGUUCUCCUCGUUCCUGCACCCAGUAACAGCCCCAGGGUGACCAGCUCUGUGGUGGGGACACCUGGACUCCUUCUUACAGUUCUGGUGCUAAGGGACCACUUCUGAAGCUGGGGAACCCCAGGGAGGGGUCAGUGGCCAGAUACCCAUGUUGAGCAUCCACCCCCUGAAACCUGAGGCCCUGCAUCUGCCUCUUGGGACCUCAGAGUUCCUAGGCUGCCAGCGGCGCCACACACUCCCUGCCAGUGAGUUCCGCUGCCUCACGCCGGAGGAUGCCACCAGUGCGUUUGAGAUUGAGCGCGAAGCCUUUAUCUCGGUCUCGGGUACCUGCCCCCUCCACUUGGAUGAGAUCCGGCACUUCCUCACCCUGUGUCCAGAGCUGUCACUGGGCUGGUUCGAGGAGGGCUGUCUUGUGGCCUUCAUCAUCGGUUCACUUUGGGACAAGGAGAGACUUACUCAGGAGUCGCUGACACUACACAGGCCCGGAGGCCGCACGGCCCACCUGCACGUACUGGCUGUGCACCGAACCUUCCGGCAGCAGGGCAAGGGCUCCGUCCUGCUGUGGCGAUACCUUCACCACCUGGGGAGUCAGCCGGCCGUGCGCCGGGCUGUGCUCAUGUGCGAGAACGCCCUGGUGCCCUUCUAUGAGAAAUUUGGCUUCCAGGCCAUGGGCCCGUGCGCCAUCACCAUGGGAUCUCUCACCUUCACUGAGCUGCAGUGUUCCUUACGGUGCCACACCUUCCUGAGGAGGAACAGUGGCUGCUGACCCAAGCUGCACACUUGGCCAUGGCGAGGGUGGGAGUGACAAGCUUGGGGGCUCCUGUCCACUUCCCAGGUCACAUCCUUCUCUGCCCAACUAGAGCUGGCUAGCAUGAAGGGAGACAGCAGUUCCCAAGUGGAGUAGAGAGGUAAGGGUCAAUAAAGAGGACAGGAGAUGGCGUCCCUUCAGCACAGGCUGCUGUCUGUCCCCAGUGGACCGCUUGCCUUCUGAACUGUGCACAAAGGCAAGACCAGGACGUGGAAACGAGAGCAGCGGGAGGUUUGUCCCCACACUUCCUCCUCUGCCUGCUCUGUUUCUGGGCUCCAGUGCGGUGCCCUGGUUCUUGGGAGCCUCACUCUAGGCCAGGCUGACAUCCCUUCCUAGCUCCUAAGUCUGGGAAUGAGGGGCAGCCAGGAGCGGGGGACUUGUGAAUGGUGGCAUCAUUGGGGUACGGACAUGACACAGGGCCACACCAAACUACACUCAGGCACCCAUGUGCUGGCCCACCUGCCUCCCUAGUUCCCCUUCUAUCCUGGUCCCCCCACCAGCCCCAGUACUGACACUAAUAAAGCAGCUAUGUUCCCAGUG
Molecule: messenger RNA, 1503 nt
Organism: Rattus rattus (black rat)
Lineage: Eukaryota; Metazoa; Chordata; Mammalia; Rodentia; Muridae
Gene: Aanat
Product: aralkylamine N-acetyltransferase
Exons: 4
Coding region: 304-921 (205 amino acids)
Biological process (GO): circadian rhythm; response to light stimulus; melatonin biosynthetic process
Cellular component (GO): cytoplasm
Molecular function (GO): aralkylamine N-acetyltransferase activity
Source: RefSeq, a predicted model, not a curated record